This is a messenger RNA of Porites lobata, 360 nucleotides long. The record is from the annotation of a GenBank genome assembly. Lineage: Eukaryota; Metazoa; Cnidaria; Anthozoa; Scleractinia; Poritidae.
AUGAUUUCCAUGGAAAUCUUUCUAUGCGUUCUGCAGAUACUCUGUUUUGUGUCAAUGUUAAUUUAUCUAUGGAAAGAAGAUCCGUCAGCACGCACCCUAGGACGGAUAUAUUUAAAAACCCGUAACGAGAAGUCUGCAGUAAUAAUGAUGGGUAUUGUGAUAGAAGUGUUUGUUGUGUGCUACGGAAUAUAUUUGCGUUGUAGUCUAGUAGUACUAUUCGACACAAAUGCAUCAUGUAAAGAUGAACAAUACAAAAUUCCUGUAUUGGUUUUAAACUCGGCCAUUAACCCAUUGUCUUAUGCUUUUUUCAAAAGAGACAUAAAGAAAGAGUUAAAAAGGCUUAUCAGUCAGCUGGUUUAA